Molecule: messenger RNA, 955 nt
Organism: Cuscuta campestris
Lineage: Eukaryota; Viridiplantae; Streptophyta; Magnoliopsida; Solanales; Convolvulaceae
Source: the annotation of a GenBank genome assembly
AAAUAAAUCAAAUUCCCGCCAAAAUUCCAUUCUGGAACCUACUUAUAUUUAAUAUUUGUUCUUUCCUUUUCUUCUCCCCUCUCAAACCCUUCAAUUCUUUCCAAUUUUUGAACUUCUCCAUAAAGCCGAAAUACUCGCAAGUUCUCAAGGUUUAGCGAUGAAGGGAGCCGAAUCGAAAGCCAAGCCAGACAACAAGCUCGCUGUGCGGAAAAGUGAAGCCGCGGAGAAGAAGAAAGCGAAGAAGGCCUCCAAGGAUCCAAACAAGCCGAAGAGACCUCAAACCGCCUUCUUCAUUUUCAUGGAGGAGUUUAGGAAGAGGUUCAAUGCCAAUAAUCCAAACAACAAAUCCCUUGCAGCCGUUGGCAAAGCCGGAGGAUUAGAGUGGAAGGAAAUGUCUGAUAUUGAAAAAGCUUCAUACAAAGCUGAAUCAGAUAAAAGGAAGAGUGCAUAUGAGAAGGCCAUGGAAGCCUACAACCGCAAACAAGCGGAUGCAGCUCCUGGCCAGGAAGAAGAAGAAUCAGACAAGUCAAGGUCCGAAGUAAACGACCCCGAAGAUGACCACAGCAGAAUUUCAAAGGAUUGGAGUGAUAAGGAGAAUGACGAUUUUUAAAUAGCUUCGCUUAAGUACCUAUAUUCUCUAAAGGAAAAUGGGUAGUGUAAAUUUCUAGACCCUUUUUAGACUUGUUUGGGAAUAGCGUUACAGAUUACCGUUUGCGUUUUGAAAAAAAGUUAUCUACGGAUAGCGUUUAGCGUUAGCGUUUUCAAAAUAGUCUGCACUGUUGAAAUUUUAUCUAAAACGCUAAUGCUAAUCUCUAUCGCUAUUUUCAAAUUGUUCCUUUAUGCUUUCAUUUUGCUUUUGCCGUAGUGUUACUAUAUGACGGUAUGAUCUCUAGUGAAAUUUCGUAUGCCGUACACCAAGUAUUAGAAGUCCAAGUGAUGGGGAUUAUAGUCAACU